Molecule: messenger RNA, 783 nt
Organism: Dovyalis caffra
Lineage: Eukaryota; Viridiplantae; Streptophyta; Magnoliopsida; Malpighiales; Salicaceae
Source: the annotation of a GenBank genome assembly
AUGUCAGUGGUGUCAAACUUGUUGAAGUCAGUCAAAAAUCAUCUCCCUUUGGUUUGUUUAUCAACGACAAAGUUUGAGAAGAUAAACGGAGCUGGUGACGUGGCAUCAUUUCAGCUCAGUACCGUUGCUUACCAAUCCUCAUCUUUUCGACGUCUUCCCGUUUCCCGCUUCGCAUACCCAUCCAUUGGUUGCGCUAACAAGCGCCAUCUGCUCUUUAACCGCAUCGCUCCUGUCUAUGACAGCGUUGAGUUUGGGUCAGCAUCGUAUCUGGAAACGUAUGGCUGUAUCCUGGACUGGGUGACUGGUCUUGAUUUCUCAAAGGAGCAGCUAUUGAUGGCUUCAACCCGUCAAAAUUUGCUUUCAAAUGCCUGCUUCAAGAACAUCGAGUGGGUUGAGGGUGAUGCAACUGAUUUGCCGUUCCCGGAUUGUUACUUUGAUGCUAUUACUAUGGGUUAUGGGCUGCGAAAUGUGGUGGAUAGGCAGAAGGCCAUGCAGGAGAUGAUUCGAGUACUGAAACCAGGUUCUAAAGCAUCAGUCCUUGAUUUUAAUAAAAGCACUCAGCCGUUUGUUGCUUCAUUUCAGGAAUGGAUGAUUGACAACGUUGUUGUCCCUGUGGCAACUGCAUAUGGUCUUGCAAAGGAGUACGAAUAUUUGACUGGUUCAAUCAGAGAAUACUUAACAGGGAAGGAGUUGGAAGAACUUGCUCUGGAAGCAGGAUUUUCUACUGCCAAACAUUACGAGAUUAGUGGAGGUCUAAUGGGGAAUCUAGUAGCCACACGUUAG